AUGAGGUGCGAUCUGCAAGUGCAACUUUUGCUGUUACUGGGAAUUGGUGCUUGGAGCACUGGAGCUCAUGGCCUGGGAGGAGGUGGAAUCGGAGCAGUUGGCGGAGUGGGAGCCAUUGGAGGUGCCAUCGGAGGAGUGGGUGGAAUCGGAGGAGUUCAGCAGGUUCCUGUCGUCCAGCAAGUUCCUGUGGUCCAACAAGUGCCCAUUGUGCAACAGGUGCCCGUCAUCCAACAGCAGCCACAGGCUCUUGGACUCGCGGGAGGAGGUGGAUUCAUUGGCGGCGGAGUUGGAGCAGGAGCUGGAUUUGGACGGUACAAGGAGAGCUAUCGGAUUCGAGCCAGGGGAUUCGGUGGUGGAUACCGCGCCCGCUACGACAAAAAGUUCGGCGGAGGAUUCGCUGGAUUCGGAGCAGCGGGAGGAGCGGGAGCAGCGGGUGGAGGUCUGCUGGGUUAGAUGUUAGCC
Molecule: messenger RNA, 462 nt
Organism: Drosophila ficusphila
Lineage: Eukaryota; Metazoa; Arthropoda; Insecta; Diptera; Drosophilidae
Product: glycine-rich cell wall structural protein 1
Exons: 1
Coding region: 1-453 (150 amino acids)
Source: RefSeq, a predicted model, not a curated record